Molecule: messenger RNA, 4811 nt
Organism: Oreochromis aureus
Lineage: Eukaryota; Metazoa; Chordata; Actinopteri; Cichliformes; Cichlidae
Product: CST complex subunit CTC1-like
Exons: 25
Coding region: 230-4033 (1267 amino acids)
Biological process (GO): positive regulation of DNA replication; telomere maintenance via telomere lengthening
Cellular component (GO): CST complex
Molecular function (GO): telomeric repeat DNA binding; single-stranded DNA binding
Source: RefSeq, a predicted model, not a curated record
ACGUUUCUAUCAAGGAAAAGUGGUUAGGAAAGGAGGUAGGAGACCACUGAGUGUAUGUGGACGUGAAGGGCUUUUAUUGUGAAAUGUAGGGUAGGGAAAAGCUGUUCCGCACAUGCGCGGUAGAGAUCCUGCGUGAGCAGAGACUAGUCAGUUUAAUAAGUUUGAUGAUUUGUUUAAAAUACAGAACAAAAGUAAACAAAGUUGGACGGCAGGGCAUCAUGGCGGCUUUAUGAACGUAAGAGGCGGGAACACGGGGGGCGACGGUCAGAGGGAGGACAUCAACAGGAGGAGGACCGGAAGCUGUUUGAAAGCCGUGAGCGGGAGUUUGUCAGCAGGGGGAGAAACCGGCACCCGGAGCGAAGACAUGGACCCCCUGCAGGAGCUCCUGGACCGGGUCAAGCCCAGCACCGAGGCGGAGUCCCUGUGGUUAAAGAACAUCUUCACCUUCAUUUCUGAACACUUGAGUCCUGUGGUGUGUAGCUCCGCCCCCUCGCAGACAGGUAACCACGGUGACCUCAGCCUCUUCGAUCUGAGCAUGUGUGCGGUGCAGGCGAUCCAGCAGCAGAUGUGUGUGGCCCACAGCUUACCUGUCAGCUACAGGCUGCUGUCCGUCUCCGAGCUCGUCUCCCAGCAGCACCUGGCCUGCGUCAGCAACCUGUCUUGGAGCACCAAUCAGCAGAGAGCCUGGGAAAGGGAGGCGGAGCUCGCCGUGCCGGGUCAGAGGGCGCUGCCGAGGGUCAACCUGCUGCUGAUUGGCUGUCUGAGAGAAGGCCGUGACGGAGAGUACAGGCUGACGGACGCCAGCGGCAGCGUCAUGUGUGAGUGCCUGUCUCUCUCGCCCCUGUGGCUCGAUCGUCCCGUUUUCCUCCCUCACUGGAACUACAUUCCCCACAAUGCAUCGGGCCAGGAAGAGGCCGCAGGCUUCUUGGAGCUGAUUGGCUCCCCUGUCCUGUUGUGUCCUGGUGCUGAGCAGGGAUUGGCUGCUGCUCCUGGAAGGGUGGAGCUAAGCGGAGUGGUGGGAGUCGGAGAGGCCGGCAGGCUGCUGAGGCACAGGGUCAAAGGUCAGCGGCUGAGCGUGUUCGGAGAGGUGGGCUCAGUCUGCCCUCUGCUGGCCGUGGCAGGAACGACUUUCUUUUGCUUCACGCUGACGGAUGAGUCGCGCUCGCUGCCCGUGCUCGUACAGGACAGCAGCCGGCUCAGCUGGAUUCAGCGUGUGUGUGUCGGGCAGAGCGUGUGUGUGACAGCUCUACGUGUGUGUGCGCUACGAGGCUGGAAAGGAAACAACAUCCUGUGUGUGACGAAGUGCUCCGAGCUCCACGCCGACUACACGCACACACAGGAACACACACAGGAACACACACACUCUGAGUCCCUGCUGCUGAUGUCACAGCCUGCUGAGGACGACUGUGAGGAGGCGGAGCAUGAGGAGGUGGAGCUGGACCAAUCAGCUGUGAGGAUAAAGCAAUCCAAAAUCAUCAGCUACCAGGGCGUGGUGACUGAAGUUGUGAGUGAGGGGGCGGGGCUCUACGUGCUGGAUGGGAAGGUGGGUCUGUGCGUGGCCUAUCAGCCGGCGGCGAAGAGGAAGCUGAGGGCGGGAGACAGAGUGGAGUUGCAUCACGCCCACUUCCUGUACCGGCCUUGCCCGGACUUCCCUCCCAGCAUGCUUUGCACCUGCCUGCGCUCCAGCCUGAGGGUGACGGCCUUCAGCAGGGCGGCAGGGUCGCCACCCGACAACCGCUGCCCGGGAGAUGGGGCGUUACCACGGUUACUGCUGCAGAAAAACACAGAUGUGUCCAAUUACCUGUGGACGUGUCACCUAAGCUCGCAGCUGGCACACAGUCUGGUCCAAGGUGUGUGGAGGCAGCAGUGUGUGUGCUUGCUGUCCUGGAGGCUGAUGGAGACUCAGAGCAGGGCUGGAGGACGAGGAUGCAGAGACAUCUACUCUGAGAUGCUGGACGAGCCUCACACCUGUCCUGUGACUCAGUACAGCGUGUCCUCAGCGGUCCGUCAGUACCUCGGUGUGUCGGAGCUCCUGGAGUCCCUGCAGACUGACUGCUGGUCUUCGGCCCCUCUGAGCUCUCUGCUGCCCCCUGAUGGCUCCAACCUGACCUCCUCCCAGAUCAACGGCUUCCUGUCCUGGUCUUGCAGGACUCUGUCCUCCGAGCCUUGGGGUGGAGACGCUGUCAGGCAGCGCCCCGUGCUGCUGGUCGGCGUGCUGGAGCUGCCGUCACAGACGUCUGAGUUCAAACACUCGAUGCAGCUCAGAGACGCCACGGGAGCUGCAGCCUGCGUGCUGACAGAGAGCAGCGAGGAGGAGGAGGGAGCGCAGAGGGCGGUCUUUAACAGCGCCUGGAUCGGUUGUCUGGUGGGUGUGGUGCAGUUCACCAUGGUGACAGAGAGAUUCCUCCAAUCAGAUUUCCCCUCCUACCAACACCUGGACCAGGACAGGUUCAUCACACACAAACACUGCAGGGUUUACCUUCAGCUCUCUCUGGACCACCUGCACAUCCUGAGUCCAUCUGUUGCCAUGGAGACACACCUGAGACACAAGGGGGAGGAACCAGGAGGGGACGUCACUGCCAAGAAGCAGACAGUAGAAGAAGAAGAAGAGACUGCUGGGAGUAAGAGGAAGAGAAGAGAAGAAGAAGAAGCAGACUCCGGCAACCCCUGGCCCUGUGUCUCCAUGGUGAUCAGGGUGGAGCAGAAGGAGGGUGUGUCCUGGAGGAAUACAGGGGCGAAGGCAGAGGAUCAGGAGGCAGGGCUGAGACUGUGCUUCUCAGCGAAAGCUGCUGUGAUUGGUCCAGUGGUCAGCUGGAGGCGGGACCCAAAGAAUGAACCAAUGACAGAGAAAGAAAGUGAACAAAAGCAGGAGAGAAAGGUGGUGCUGGUGUUCUCAGGUGUGUGUACGCGGUGGUUUCCUGUCCUCCAGCCUGGAUGUUUCUACAGACUCAUCGCCGCUAACACUCAGGAUCCCAGUGUUUUGAUUGGCUGUGGAGUUUCUGGGCGCAGUGGGGUGGAUCUCCACGCUGAGUCAACCCUACAAGUCAGACGUGGUUGGAGAUUCCACACUCUGACACGCCCACUGCUGCUGCCCACCUGCAGACAGGCCGUCCCACCCACAGUCUUGUCUGUCUCAGAGGUCUUAGACUGCAGCUCAGAGCUGGUGUGUUUUCAGGGUGUGGUGUCUGAAAGGAUCAGUGUGAACAACAGGACUGCCCACUCUGGACACACACACUCAGGUGUGCGUCUCACUCUUUGUGACCAAGCUGGGAGGAGUCUGCAGGUGUACCUGGACUUAAGCCACACCCCCUACCCACCUGGCCUGUUGCCGGGUAACACUCUGCUGUUGUCUGGUUUCCAGAGGAGGCUGUCCAGGACAGGAAGUGUGUACUGCACGUACUUACCUGUCAGCUCGAUAACUGUGGUCUCCCUGGGAGACACCAGUUCGGCCCAGCCUCCUCCUCCUGCUCCCAUCAUGCACCUGGGUGAGUGGGCUCUGAGCAGCAAGCAGAGGUGCACUGUGGGACAGGUCAAAGGUCACGUGGUGUGUUUCCUGUUCCUGCAACUGCAGUGGAGCUGCUCGCUGUGUGGCAGCGUGUACACACAGGGCUGCAGCAGCUCUCAGUGUCACUCGACCUCGUCAGUGUUUCAGUCCAAAGCAAAGCUGGUGAUUGAUGACGGGACAGGUGAGGCUCACGUCUGGUUCUCAGCUGCUCUGGUUCGUGCUCUGCUGGGAUUGGCUGACGCUCAGUGGGAGGGGCUUCAGAGAGCACUCAGGGUCAGAGGUCACAUCAGAGUCUUCCCUCGUGGGCAGAGCCAGGUGUGUGACGGGGACGCUGACGACUUCCUCCUCCACUUCCUGUUGUGUCUGUGCAGCAGUGAUGUCAUGAUUCGGCCGCUCAGCCUCACCUGCAGGAAACGCACCAACCAGAGACCAGAAGAGGUGAGAAGGUUUACUCGAGGAGACAGAGAGUUCCUGACCAGACUGGCUCCUCCCCUUCAGCUCACCUGUCUGCACCUCCACCCUGACUGAGCUCCACCUGCUUCGUUCUGAUUUUAUCUGUUCUACGUGUUCGUACAAAUAAAACUUUAUUGUUCCUCCUCCUGUCACACGGUAUCUCACCUUCACUGACCCUAACGCUGGUGAUCAGGGUCAGAGGUCACACGAAGCUCUCUGGGUUUAACCUCACACGAAAGGGGCGGAGCUGUCAUCAUCACACAGGGGCCUAUAACAGGUCAUGUGACCCUUCUACAGGAAGUGAUGCCUGUGAGUGGCGCCCACAUCAGAGACGUUCUCAGAUGGUGAUUCAUAAAACCUGCACCAGUAAAAUCUGACAGUAGAAGGAUGAUGAGUGAAACUGGUUAAUCUGGUGUUUGUGGCACAGAGCGGGACAAUAAAGGUUUGACCUCCACUGUGUGACACGUGUACCUGAACAGGUGUGCUGCGUGACACGUGUGGCUCUGGGUCAGGUGUAACUCCCACAGCCGGCCUGUAGUUCAGAUUCUCUCUGUGUUUGUGAAGUAAAACUAAACACUGUGAACGUGUUUCAGUUUCUUUACAGACGUCAGACGGUGAAAGCUUCAGCCUGACCAGGAAACAAUCAGUCUGCUUUAAAUCACACUUACUGUAAAAUUCAUUUCUCCUCACCUUCAUGUGUUUUGUAUUAUUUGAUCUUAUACUGAAAGAGUUCAUCCAUCGACACAUUUUAAUCCUGCAACCUUUCACCGUGUUAGUUUGUCAUAAAUUGAACUAUUUUAGGUUAAAUGAUUUCAGUUCAUCUUUCCAAUAAAGCUGGCAGCUCUGAAACAAC